AUGCAGCAUCAAAAUCACAUUCUCGUCAAUUUGGGCAUUCUUUGCGAAAGUCUUUUCAGUUUUGGACGCUCUAUAACCAAUCCAGUGUCAUCUAGCACUAUGACUACGGGGGGCUUCAGUGAACCUAAAACGCCUACUGCAGUCAGUGUUCCACGCCGUAUUCUUUUAAGAUCUAUAUUUGAGUGGAAUUCAGGACCAACAACAACGAUCGUCCCUAACAGUUGCACAGAUGGUACUAUCCAGCCAUUAAACAUGCCAGUGGAUGUCGUAGCUACCAGUUCUAUAGCAUGUCCUUCAAAACAACUUUCAAACCAGAGGUUUGUUGCACCAGUAAAUUCUAUCUGUAGUCCUUUACCAAAUCGACGUUUACAACAGCUGAAUCCUUUAUUUAUGUCUACUGGAUCAACUAAUGAUAUACCUGACCUUUCGUGUAUGUCUACCCAGCCUAUGCAAGUUGUACCACUGUUUAACAGAAUGACCGAACUUGACCAAGGAUCUAACAGUGUUACUCAAAACGUAAUAGCCACUACCUGUUACAACAACACAAUACAACAGCAAGAUAAAAUUGCAGCGAAUUACACAAGAGCAGGAAGUGGUUUACCACAUUCUAAGGCACCUUCUGUAAAUCAGCAUUGUUCGCAUGAAUCUCAUUUGUCUGGUACAACUCAUCGGGUACCAAUUUCAUGUCAUUGCCAGCCAACCACUGAUGUUCUCCCAAUUGAUAUCAGUCGACAGCCUCAGCAACAACAGCAAAUAUCAAGUUCAUUGCUCACACCAUCAACUACACAGACUGCUCCCAUAGUAUCUGUUUAUAACGACAGUUUUGUUACUUCAAGUAUGGGAACCAGUUUCUCCCUGAGAGCAUAUAAUGUAAAUCAAAAGUCUAAUGAAGAACAUAACUUGAUCGCUAGAUAUGCCGCUCAGUUGGCUGCUGCUUCAGCAUUAAAUCAGGAAUUUGAUAAACUGGGUGAUUUUGUUGAUUCGACCCAAACACAGAAACAGUUAAUUGCCCAACUGCAAGAGAAAAAUAGGAGCAAACGCACAGCCAGUGCCUCAAAAUCCCUGAAAUUACAUUCUGGUGGGCGGAGACCGUAUCUGGGACAGGCUUUUCAGACUGAAGAAAAGACAGUACUGUUCAACCAUAAUUCAACAAAUGUUAUCAGAUUGUCUUCAAACCAUUCAUCUCAUCAGACAAAUCAUUCAGACAGUGGAUCAGAUGCAUAUUUAUACUCAGAUCCUGAACUAUGCUUUACAAUCACAUCAAUGACCUGUCCUUCACAAUCUGGUGUAUCAACUCUGCAAGCGGCAGUACAGUUAUCACCCUUGCCGUCUGCUUCAACAGUGGUUUCGAAAAGUUCAAAAACGUCCAGAGAUCUUUUAGGUUGUCUAAGCGAUAAAACUGUAACAACUACUCCGAUAGUAGAUAAUUAUGAAUAUGCUGGUUCACAUCCAUGUUCAGUUCCACCGUUAUCGUAUUUUCAAGAUGAACAUGUUAGACAUCGAAGGAAUAAUACUUUAAGCAUUCCAGCUACAACUAAUCUUUAAUUAAAAAUUCUAAAGUGAGUUUUUGAUUCACCUUAGUAUUCUAUGUCGCUAUAGUUAGUUGAAAGUUACUCUUACUGCCGAAAAAUAUCAUUCACAUAAACAUUGUACUGAGAAUCCUUCAUAAUACACUUUGUGAAACUAAUAAGAUACUGAAACAAAAUCUUCAAGCCUGGUGCAAAAACAUUUUUCCUUUGGCCACUAUAGGGGCCAAUAUUUCCUCACUUCAUUGUUUGGAAUUCAUUAGGAAAUAUUCGACAGUCUUUUCAGUGAAAAUACUGUCAGAUAGAAGUUCGAACGUAUCUUGACCAACAAUGGACCGGAUAGUUUGAAAAAAACAUACAAAGUAAACGAAAUCCUUGGAACGUAUAACUUUUCACACUAAUAUAUUAAACUGAAAAGUUCGAAAAGUAAUUUUAACAAUAAAUCAUCUUCCGUUUACCAACUAGUGAGAAAUAACCUAGUCCAAUAAAUAUUCCGUUUCAUUCCGGUUUAUUUUAGCAGCAAAUAGUCCUAACUUCUUCCAUAUUCUAAUUUCGAAUCCUUAAGAUUUCAUUCAAUUUUCAGGGUUUGUAACAAUUAAUUUGGUUGAUUGAUUUUCAUACUAACUAGUUAUCAAAAUAUCUAGAAUUCUCUGUCGUCGAAAUCAACAGAGUACUUUAAUUUCACAAAGUCCAUUAUUUUGUUUUCAUUCUUCUAGAAGCUAACAUGCUUGUCAUGAACCCUCUUGUCGAUAUUUUUACACAUAAAUGAAGAUAUUUUUGCAUGCUCCAAAAAUCCUCAGAAAAGAAUCUCAUAUCCUUCUGUUUGCCAUGAAUUCUGUCAUUUUUUUCAAUGGAUGCCUAUGUAAGGGUAAUUUCAAAUCGCUAAGAAUUAACGUGCUCAAAAUAUAGUUCUGAGAAAAAUAGAACAUCUAUUGUUUAUCUUGGUAUCUAAUAACUUAAACAUAUUUUUGAUCAGAAGACUACAUUUCUUUUUAAAUUCAUCUUAUUUCAGGUUUUCAUUGCAAAUCAUGGUCAU
Molecule: messenger RNA, 2562 nt
Organism: Heterobilharzia americana
Lineage: Eukaryota; Metazoa; Platyhelminthes; Trematoda; Strigeidida; Schistosomatidae
Source: the annotation of a GenBank genome assembly